Molecule: messenger RNA, 595 nt
Organism: Dermatophagoides farinae (American house dust mite)
Lineage: Eukaryota; Metazoa; Arthropoda; Arachnida; Sarcoptiformes; Pyroglyphidae
Source: RefSeq, a predicted model, not a curated record
AAGGAUCAUUCUACUAUUUGCAACCAUACAUUAAACAUCAUCAAAAUCAUAAUUAUUUUAAAAAUUUGUGAGAAAAAAUGAUGAAAACAAAUUUCAUUUUGGUGGCCACCGCCAUAAUUAUGGUCAUUUCAUUGGUUACAGUCAAUGCUGCCAAUGGAGAACAAAAAAUGAAAGAAAGACAAAAAAAAUUACUCGAUGAAGCUAAUGAUAUGGUGAAAAAAGCAAAUGACUGUUGGAAUGAAAAGGGUAAAGGCAAAUUUGAUGAAACAACAUCAACAUAUAAAGAAUAUUAUUUGCGAGUAAUGGAAAUUUCGAAAUAUGUUUACGAUAUUGAAAAAACAACUGAUGACAAAUAUCUUGAUAUUUAUGAGAAAGAUAUGCAUAAUGAUGAGGAUAUAUUACGUGGUCGAAUGUCUGAUUUAGGCUGUUCAACCGGUGGUGGUACUAUUGCAAUCAAUCUCAACACAAUGACCGCUAUGAUUGCCAUUUGUAUGAUGAUGGUAAUGAAUUUUGUAUUUUAAUUCUGAACAGAAAUAUCUUGAAACUUUAAAACUGAAAAUUAAAAUAAAAUUUGAAAAAUUUCCUUUAUCUUUUA